Molecule: messenger RNA, 3728 nt
Organism: Ylistrum balloti
Lineage: Eukaryota; Metazoa; Mollusca; Bivalvia; Pectinida; Pectinidae
Product: eukaryotic translation initiation factor 4H-like
Exons: 8
Coding region: 24-857 (277 amino acids)
Molecular function (GO): RNA binding
Source: RefSeq, a predicted model, not a curated record
GUCUUAAUUUUCCGACAUGCAACAUGGCUGAUUAUGGUAGCGAAAAUUAUUCAAACUACGGUGGAAAUCGAGGAUAUGAUAACGACUAUAAUCAAAGAGGUUAUGGUGGAGGGCGAUCAGGAGGAAAUAGUUAUGGUCAAGGUCGUGGACGAAAGCCUUUACCUACAGAACCCCCAUAUACAUGUUAUGUAGGGAACCUCCCUUCUGGCAUUGUACAAGGAGAUCUUGAAGAAAUCUUUCAGGACUUAAAGGUCAAAAGUGUACGUCUUGUCCGUGAUAAAGAAACAGACAAAUUUAAAGGAUUUGCCUAUGUGGAGUUUGAUGAUGUUGAUUCACUGAAGGAAGCAUUAACAUAUGAUUCUGCUCUAUUUGAGGACAAAAAUUUACGUGUAGAUGUGGCGGAGUCCCGACAGGGGGAUCGACGUGGAGGCUACCGGGGUGGUAGAGGGGGAGGUCGUGGAGGUGGACAUGAUGGUGGCUACCGAGGAGGUCAUGGCGAUAGACCAGGAGGCAGAGGUGGUUACCGUGGUGGUGGUGGUGGUUACCAAGGUGACCAUGGCGACCGUGGAAGUUACAAUGACCGUCCAAGAGGAGGGGGAUAUAAUCGCUAUGACGAUGGCCCUGGUAGGAGGAGACAAAACAGUGGAGGGCAAAUGGAGUUACGGGAACCUUCCCCAGAAUCAGCAGCAGCCCGGCCAAGACUCAAGUUGGCUCCAAGAACAGUCAAAGAACCUGUAGCAAGCAAAGCAGAUGCCACUCGCAAUUCAAGCAUUUUUGGUACAGGCAAAGCUAGAGAUGAAAAUAGUGUUUCUUCUGAAAAUCGAUCACGAACCACAAGUGAAAACAGCAACAGGUAGAAAGGAAGGCUGACACAUGUACAUAGAGCCAAUAAAUAUAUGUAAAGUUGCUGUCAUAAAAGGGGAAGUUUCCUUGUCUCAUGUAAGUGCUAACCAUAGACAAGGCCAAUCAAUUUUUAAUUGGUUGUCUGUGGGUCAUGUGACUCUUGUUUUGACAUUUUCACCCAUUCAUGACAUUAUUGAUUGCAGUAGAAACCUCUGUACAUACCAUAUCUAUGCCAUUCACAGUUGUUUUUGUCAAUGGGAUUUAAAACUGGCUGAUGUGUUGUUAACAAAUCAAAUACAAUCGUUCCCUUGAUUUAGUAUGACAAUUCUGCUGCCAAAAUCUGAUUCUAAAUUUGAUCAAUACAUACAAAAAAAAUCACGAUUUUAUUUUUUGAAAUUAAUUCAGAAAUAACUGGUUGUAUUUUGUAAAUAGAAAAUGUUAAAUGUCAUGCUCUUUUUUAACAGAUUUACAAAUAUUGAUUUUUUUUUUGUGAAUUAAAGAGUAACUUUGAAGCAGCACGAUACACAUAUGGAGAUGUUAGUCUGUUAUGUUGUUAUAAACAUUUUACAGAGCUGUUUUCAUGAACAUUAACUGUUCUAUCAUUUUAUGAACGUUCAUCUGUUAUUCCUGAUAAUGUCCUGGAUAUUGUUUUCUCAUCAUAUGAUGUAUGAAUCGUUAGUGUCAAAGUCACUGAUACUUGUAUCAAAUUCUAUAUUUUGAUUCUUACAGAUGAUUUUUUGCAUACAGAAUGCAAUAGUUUUUCCUUUUAUAUUUACUUACAACUGAAUUGGUUUGGACAUUUUCUAAAUUAGUUUUAUAAUAAUUUUUCAGUGUCAGAAUCAUAUCGUCAUAAGAUACAAGGUGACUUAGUUGCCACAGAUGACCGUUUAUUUCGGUAUUUUUACAGUUUUUUGAAGCAGAUCUUAAAGGGCAUGUAUCUCACCGUUUUAGUUAACUUUCUCCAGGAUAUUGGGAACACUCAUCAUGUAGAAUUAGUCUGUCAGAUGUCGGCAAUAUUCUGCUGGUGAAUUAUGCCCCUUUUAGGAGAAGAAUUGUAAAAUUCUCCAGACGAGAAGCAAGUAUUAAUAUGUUUAAUUGCUGCUUGUUGCUUGUAAUUUAUAUGACAAAAUGUGUGCAUGUUUGUGUGGUACAGUGUUAUCAUUUUUCAGCAUAAACUGCCAUUUAUCAACCCCUUUCUUGUAGUCACAGGCAACUUUCUGUCCAGAAUGUCACUAUAGCCUUACGAGAAUGACUGCAAGGUUGCUCUGGUAUGCUGUGGAUCAGCUGGACAGAAAGUUACCUGUGUUUGUGCAAUCUGAAGUUAUUCUAGGAAUGUUUCUGAUGGUUACGUUAUAGAUCAGACACUUUUAAUCAGUUGGAAUACUUGUGUUCAAAGUUGUCACAGUUUGAAACAUUAUUAAACAUAUUAUUCAAACUUUAUUAAACACAUUAUUCAAACUUUCAUUGAAUAUUCCUUUAUUAUAAGGGUAUAACUGUGUGGCAUCACUGUUCCUUUAACAGCUCUAAUUGUCUGGAGAUUUGAUUUUUUUUUCAUCUGUUCAGCAAAUGAGUAGUCUGGUAUUGGUUUUUGUCAGUAAUUCAUUGCAUUGCUUAAUUGUCAUAGGCAAAAAUUUCAUUUUAUAUAAGGAAACAAUAUGGAGAAGGGUUUGUUUUGAAAGGAACUGAAAAGAACUUCUUGUAAUUUUUAUUUUUUUUGCAGAUUUGAAAUCUAUUAAAUGAUAAAAAGUUUCAAGAUGUUUUCUUUUAUUAGUCUAAUUGGUAGGGUUCUGAUGUCUGUCCUGUAGGUGUCUGCCUCUCUGAUCCAAAACAUGGUUAUUUGUAGUUACCAAGGAUACUAUUGUGAAUAUUUUAAAUUUCAAAUCCUUUCUUUCACUGUUGACUCAACUACACCCAAUCAACCACCUCUUCAUACUACAUUUUACCCUAUCUCUUCUCAGCCAAAGGGAAAAUUGAAUAAACGUUGAAAAAGUUCAGGUUUGUUUUAUGGUUUGUUGUAUUUUAAAUGGCAGUUUUGGUUUAUCGUUUGAUUGGUGCUUUCAAAAAUAAAUAUAGAUUAACACUAAAUUAUCAAGAAAAAUGAUGAAUCCCUUGCCUGGACCAGGGUUGGGGUAAAAAGUGAGUAUUUGUCAUGACAUUUAAUUUUGCUCCAGUGUUAAAAUCUUUUAGAUCUUAUGAAAAUAUGUGUAUAUUGUGUUUGUGUGGUGUCUGAAAAAUUCAGGUUACAUAUUAACUUUGAUUUAAAUAUUCCUUAAAGUCAUCAAUUUGUUUGAUAUUUUCAUUAUGUACUCAAAACCUAUCUCCUUGAAUUACUUGAAGAAAAUUAAGAUCAACAUUUUUGAGUGUUUUAUCAGUUUUUUUCGGAAAAAAUUGUAAAUAAUCUGUACCGAUUAUGUAUUUGUCCAAAUAAGGUUUUUGCUAUGAUUCAGAUUAUGGCUGUCAGUUGUUCCCAUUGGUGUGAAACCAUGCUUGGCUGUGUAUUGUGUACAUGAUUUAACCGAGUGUGACAUUUCCAGCUUAUUUUAAUGAAAUAGGCAAUCUCAUUGAGCAGCAAGAAGAAGCCUUCCUUCAGUAGAUUGAUAGCACAAGUCAGUGCAAUUACCUGAGGCCAGUCUCAAUGUGUUGAUGUGUUCACAUGUACAAAGACAUUAUAUUUGUACAAUAAUGAACAGUGUAAUUUUAGCAGAAAAGGCUUUUAUUUAAAGGCACUUUUUGGAAUGCUUCUUCAGCUUAACAAUUUAAUGCAUUGGACAAUAUUUGUAGUCCUUACAACUGACUUGAUGUUCACAUUAUUGGUUAUCUGGUAAGUCAUGGGCUUCUGGAGAAAAGCUGUGCAACCGAGAAGGAAAAUAAAGAUGUAAAUGUAA